CACUGAGUCGUAAAUGAGCUGCUUCAUUUCUGGAGAUGAAACUGUACCGUCUAUCGUCUUUACUGUGACUCAAUGUACAAAGCUCCUCCAUCUCCACUGAGAAGACAGCAGGUGAAGCCUGUCCUGCUCCAUUGACCGUCUCAGCACACUGAAUGAGAGACUGUUCACAACUACAGCUCUACAAAGUGUAGAACAUCGCUCCUUCACUUAGCUUUUAUCAUUAGCAUUGAAAAUACAUGGAGCUAAAAUGGGGUAAGGAAAUCAUUUGUUCAAAGUUAGGAAUGACCCCAUAGGUGUGAAAGUUAGAAAACCUAGGCAUCUUUUGCACCCAGCCACAGACCUACAAAAGCUUGUGCUAGCUUGAUAGCUUGUUUUAUUAUUUUAGUAACCUGACGUCUUACCUCUCACUCCCAUCUCGGCUCUCUGUUCUUCUACCUCUGCUUGGUAAAGAGAACUUUCGGAUAUCCAUCUACAGAAGUCAGGAAUAAAAUAUCGCUUCAAUUAGUUCCUCUUAUUAUUUGGAAUCUUUCUUCACUUUCAGAUGUAGCCUGUUACUCUACCUCUUGUUUCCUCACGCGCCGAUGCACUGACAGAGAGCUGAGUGCGCGUGCAGUGUUUCAGUUCAUGACAUGCGCAGUUCACGUGCGUGACCGAGCGAGUUUAUCAAGAGGUAGUGUAGGUGAAAGUGGUGUUGCUGUGUUACUAAUUUUCGCACUUUUCGAAUAAUAGAAAAUCGAAUAAGAGAUAUUAUUGUACUGGGGCACGUGCCCCGGUGAAAUGGGUGUAGCGACGCACGUGCUAAUAUCCGUGACCCAGAUUGUGUCCGGCGCUCGCGCUGCUUGAAAGAUGCACCGAUGGGUGAAAUCACUCUCUCUCUCUGUCCUGGAACAUGGAGGAUUUUAGCUUCAUGAAUGUGGAAUAAAAUCUGUCAGUGUGUCCUUAAGCCCAAACCCGCAGUAGACAUGUAGAUACUGACCAUCAGGAAAGUGGUUUUUAUUCUGGAGGCGCGUGAAAAAGUGGGAAUAGUUGUGCUGUAGAGCUUCACCCGGAUCAGAAGUGAUGAAAAUACUGUUUAUGUGCAAUUCAGCACUUCAACAAGAAAGGAUGAUGUGUGAUGAUGGCUCUGUUUUUUUUGCAUUUAGGUCCAGUGUGUGAGCAGGCCACGGAACCGGCUCUGGUCCAGUCCACAAAGGUUCAUCAGGACCAGAUGAUGGUCUCCCUGGCUGAGUCUGAGGAGAAACACCAGAAGGCUGUGGAGACCAUCACCCAGUUGGAGGAGGCUUACAGGCUUCUGAAGUCCGAGCACCAGGAGAUGAUGGAGACUCUGACAAACAAUGAAAAGUUACUGAAGGUCUCCCUGGCUGAGACUGAGGAGAAACACCAGAAGGCUGUGGAGGUCAUCAGUAAGCUGGUGGAGGAGAAGUUUAACCUGGCAGACCAGGUGAAGACACUGCAAGACACGGUGGAGGACAUGGGGAACCAGCUCUGUGGGACUCACGCAGAGUAUGAUGAACUAAUAGAUUUGCAUGAGCGAGAGCAGGAGGCUCACAGGCUUCAGAUGUCAGAGUACUGUAAAAGGAUAGAGACUCUGACAGACAAUGAAAAGUUACUGAAGGUCUCAUUGGCUGAGGCGGAGGAGAAACACCAGAAGUCUGUGGAGGAGGCUGAGGAGACCAUCACUAAGCUGAAGAUGGAGAACACUGACCUAAAAGACACAAUAAUGAGAGAGAGACACUCAUUGUUCGAUAUGAGAAGAGAGGUAAAUGAGGUUCGCUUGGAGUAUGAUGAGCUAAAGAAGGAGCGUGAGCGAGAGCAGGAGGCUCACAGACUUCAGACGUCAGAGUACUGUAAGAUGAUAGAGACUCUGACAGACAAUGAAAAGUUACUGAAGGUCUCCCUGGCUGAGACUGAGGAGAAACACCAGAAGGCUGUGGAGGUCAUCAGUAAGCUGGUGGAGGAGAAGUCUGACCUGGCAGACCUGGUGAAGACACUGCGAGACACAGUGGAGGACAUGGGGAACCAGCUCUGUGGGACUCACGCAGAGUAUGAUGAACUAAUAGAUUUGCAUGAGCGAGAGCAGGAGGCUCACAGACUUCAGACGUCAGAGUACUGUAAAAGGAUAGAGACUCUGACAGACAAUGAAAAGUUACUGAAGGUGUCAUUGGCUGAAGCUGAGGAGAAACACCAGAAGGCUGUGGAGGUCAUCACUAAACUGGAGGAGGAGAAGUCUGACCUGGCAGACCUGGUGAAGACACUGCGAGACACAGUGGAGGACAUGGGGAACCAGCUCUGUGGGACUCACGCAGAGUAUGAUGAACUAAUAGAUUUGCAUGAACGAGAGCAGGAGGCUCACAGGCUUCAGACGUCAGAGUACUGUAAAAGGAUAGAGACUCUGACAGACAAUGAAAAGUUACUGAAGGUCUCCCUGGCUGAGACUGAGGAGAAACACCAGAAGGCUGUGGAGGUCAUCACUAAGCUGGAGGAGGAGAAGUCUGACCUGACAGACCAGGUGAAGACACUGCGAGACACAGUGGAGGACAUGGGGAACCAGAUCUGUGAGACUCUCUUGCACUGUGAUGAGCUAAAGAAUGAGUGUGAGAAAGAGCAGGAGGCUCACAAGCUUCUGAAGUCAGAGUACCAUGAGAGGAUGGAGACUCUGACAAACAAUGAAAAGCUGCUGAAGGUCUCAUUGGCUGAAGCUGAGGAGAAACACCAGAAGGCUAUGGAGACCAUCUCUCAGCUGGAGGAGGAGAAGUCUGACCUGACAGACCAGGUGAAGAUACUAAGAAACACCGUGGAGGACCUAGGGAAAGAGCAGGUUGAGCUAAACAGGGAUUGUGAUAAGCUCAUGGAUGACUAUAAUCGACUGAAGGACACUCAUAACGUCCUCCAGGCCGAGCACAAAGAGGUGAAGGAGCAGUUAAAAUGCUGUGAAGAGUUACCAAAGGAGUCCCUGGAUCAAGCUAAGGAGUCGAAGGCUGUGCAGCCCACUGAUGAGCAUGAAGCUGGCAUGUCCGGUCUGACCAAUGUGGCCAUGCAGGACACAGUGUGGUACAAAUUCAAGAAGAUCUUUAGAAAAAAACCUGACAAAUCCUGUGAAAGCAAGAAGAAAAGAUUUCCUGAGUCAGAAAACGUUUUGAAAAAUAGUAAAUCGUCAUCAGAAUCCUCAGAAUCAGAUAUAUGUGGGUAUGAGAAGUUCAAAUAA
Molecule: messenger RNA, 3205 nt
Organism: Hemibagrus wyckioides
Lineage: Eukaryota; Metazoa; Chordata; Actinopteri; Siluriformes; Bagridae
Exons: 16
Coding region: 1115-3205 (696 amino acids)
Biological process (GO): regulation of DNA-templated transcription
Source: RefSeq, a predicted model, not a curated record